Molecule: messenger RNA, 1697 nt
Organism: Pollicipes pollicipes
Lineage: Eukaryota; Metazoa; Arthropoda; Thecostraca; Pollicipedomorpha; Pollicipedidae
Exons: 4
Coding region: 1-1116 (371 amino acids)
Source: RefSeq, a predicted model, not a curated record
AUGACGAGAACCGUGGAGCGCGCGUCGCUGUUCUCCAAGCUGCUGCGCCUGGCGGCGCCGCGCCGCCAGCUGGCCACGUUCAGCGCCCAGUUUCCGCCACCUGAUUGGACGGCCGGUGACGUCACUCAUCUGCACUCAGUCGGCACGCAGACGGUGGCCCGGCGCGCGCCGCUGGCCGACGGCUCGCCCAAGGGCAAGUUCAGACGUCAGAGGCAGCACCGGUCGCCGGGACGCAACUCGCGGGACGCCGGCCGCGGCCCCGUCUCCCGAAACGACGGCAGACCGGCCGAGACGGCCCCGUCGCCGGCGACGGACCGGGCACGCGCAGGCAGCGUCGGCGCCGACGCCGCCCGCGGCCGGCCGCGUGUCGACUCCAUUCUGAAGCGAGAUCGUUCCGGCCCGCACCUGCAGCAGGAGAGCGAGACGCCACAAGGCGCGCGGCGCUCCGGCAUCGCUCCAGAGAGCGACCGCUCCGGCCGCGCCAGGGCGAGAACGAACGAGCCCGUUUACGAGAAUGUCGGUGUUUUCAACGGGCCGGAGAUAAUCCCCAUAGUUCCCGGCGGCACCUUCGUGAAAAAGCCGGCAGACGCGUCGCCCAAAGGCGAUCGGAAGCGCACCACACGUCCGACGCAGAAGGGCGACGGUCGCGUGAAAGCCGGCAUAUCGCCGCCGAACGUCUGCGGCGAGCGGGAGGGCGACGCCAUGCCGGUGCCGGAGCCGCUGCGGAAGCCGAUGAACAACGAGAAGCUGCUGGAGCCGUGCAGCCCGACGCGACCGGAGACGCUAAGCGUACGCAACAUUUGGAGCGAGGUGGCCGCGCCGGCCAAGGUGGCGGCCAAGGCGCCGCUGGACGGCCGGCCGGGCCGUCUGCCGGCGCCCUGCAGUCAUCCGAGCAAGGGGCCGUCCGAAUCCGGCGGCCGGCGGCCCGGCUCGCCUGGGGACGCGUCGUUGCGCACUUACCCGAGCCUGAGUUCGCUGAAUUUAAACUUCCAGUCGCUGGCGGCCCAACGCCUUGUGCACGGCGCCAGCGUCAACAGCAUCGACACCCUGGUGGAAGUCAACAUGGCGGCCGAGCGGCGACGCGACGGCCAGACCACGCUGCUCGGCAUUCUGUAGUGGCGGCAUGCUUGCGCGCAUGCGCGGCCAGCCGCCUCUCUGCUUGGAAACGGGCAGUCGACAUUUGAGGCGACGGAUCAGUGUGUUGCGAACCGUUGGGACGCGCAUGGCGAGUGGAAGGCGUCGGAGGAGAGCGCGGAUAUUUUACUGUUGUGGCGUCAACGUAUCCAGGCAGCUUAGUACGCAAAGCUUGCUCGCCGCGAGAAGAAAAGUCAGAGCUUUACCAGCCUUGGUAUGUGGACAGUGCUUGGGUUUAAUGGAACAGUGACGGGUUCCUGGUCAAAGCAAUGGAUAGCCAUGCGCCGCAAUUGCCCAAAGCAGUUCGACCAAACGUGCAAUGUUCAAUAUCCGACUAAGCCACACUUCGGGGGUGGUACAAUCCGGGGAUAUUGUCAUCCGUUGUAAACACGGAAGUCGUGCUAUGCGUAUAAAGUGCACUCUUCGGCCAACUCGCGACGUCGUUUGCCACCGCGUGACUGUUGAAACCGCUCGAUGUCUCCUGUGUCCGUGUCGCAGUAUGUCGGAGCUCGGUGCGGCAGUGUGCGACGAUCUACGCAGUCUGAUAACCAAUAUACGCUUGA